GGAAAGUGUUUCUGUUGAAAUGAGUCCGGCUGAGUCCCGUCCCACUCUCCUGUCAGCCCGCCCCGCUGAGCCGCGGUCCAGCUUUGUAGUCGGUUAGCCAAAAUGAGCGACAAAGGUCUGUCAGACGAGGCAGCGGCGUCCGCUUGUAAAGAUGGAGACCCCGUCACUAAGGAUUUCAUGAUGCAGCAGACCAUGCUGCGGGUUAAAGACCCGGUUAAAUCCUUGGAUUUUUACACCAGAAUCCUCGGCAUGACGCUUCUGCAAAAGUUUGACUUCCCCGCCAUGCGUUUCUCUCUCUUCUUCUUGGGCUACGAGGACAAGAAGGAGAUUCCUGCGGAUGUGAAGGAAAAGACAGCCUGGACCUUCUCCAGAAGAGCCACCAUUGAGCUGACGCAUAACUGGGGCUCUGAGGCUGAUGAGAGCCAGUCUUAUCACAAUGGGAACUCUGAUCCACGUGGCUUCGGACACAUCGGCAUCGCCGUUCCAGACGUCUAUGCAGCCUGCAAACUGUUUGAAGAGCAAGGAGUCACAUUUGUCAAGAAGCCAGAUGAUGGUAAAAUGAAAGGCUUGGCCUUCAUUCAGGACCCUGAUGGCUACUGGAUUGAGAUCCUGAGUCCUAACAAUAUGGUCUCCAUUACCUCCUAAAACCUAUGAAGACCCGUCUGACCUGCUGCGGUGCAUCCAGGCCAGACCUUCUGUGGCUUCACUGGGAGAGCAGAACGUCUGUUUUUAG
Molecule: messenger RNA, 733 nt
Organism: Etheostoma spectabile (orangethroat darter)
Lineage: Eukaryota; Metazoa; Chordata; Actinopteri; Perciformes; Percidae
Product: glyoxalase 1
Exons: 6
Coding region: 103-645 (180 amino acids)
Molecular function (GO): metal ion binding; lactoylglutathione lyase activity
Source: RefSeq, a predicted model, not a curated record